CAGCUGCUCCCAGCCACUUCCCUGUGGGCUCUGGGGAAGGCUGGCUGCUUGCAGAGUUGCCUGGUGCCCUGGAGCAGGCGAUGCCCAAGGGGAGCGUGGGGUUUUUGUCCUGUAGGAAAGCCCUACUCUGGUCUCAGGGGUCGGUGAGGCUGGAGGUGGGCAGCAGGGCUGUGUCCACACCAGCAGCAGCCCAUGGCUGUGGUCUGGGGAAGGCCAACCCUGGGGCACAGCACCAGUGGGGUGGAUCCCACUUCAGCCUUUUCCCUGUCAGAAGGGAAGGGACUGGCAAUACGUGGGGCAAAUGACCGGGGUGUGUUUUAAAGCAUCACCGAGAUUGGAGCCUGCUGGUGGUGGCACACACAUGCCCAUUCGCAAACAGUUUGAUGUGUCUCAGGGCAAAAACCUGCACCUUCCACCUUCCCAACACCACAAACUGAUUUGCGUGGUGGCUGUAAAAUCCCAGCUGCCGCUUCCCCGGGUUUCCCCAGCUUGAUGUGCCGGGUGAGUACAGGGCUGCUCUGCACAGCUCUUGCAUGAGCAGCAUGGGGGUCUGUGGGGCAAGGAGACCCCCUCCAGCCCCAGCGCUGCUGCCUCGUGGGGAGGAUGAGGUCUUUGAGGAGCUCUUGGGACAGCUGGUGACGUGGACGGGAGGUGUCGAUUGGCUACAUGUGACAGUACAGGCCACAAACCAGUCCUUUCCUGGAAAAAGGAGCAGGGGAAGUUUAUUGUCCUCCUAUUUCCCAUGGCUCCAAGGGUGGAUGACCGCAGCUCUACCAUGCCACUCCUGUUCCCCUGGGAUGGGAUAAUGCCAGGACAACACCAGGACAGCUGAGCCUGGCCCGUGUGCUCCUGUGUCCUGAUCCGCUGUGCCAUGUGUGGGCAGCGCCCCAUGGUGCCUUUCGCAGCCAGAUGAUUUCCUUGACGGAAAGGCAGAGGAAAAUGAUGAGAAAUGGGGUUUGAGACGACGUCUCGCCCACUGCUGCCACCGCAGAGCUCUCUUGGGUCCCAGCCUGCAGAGCCGUGGGAGGAGGUGGCCGGGAGGAACAGGAAAGCGGGUGUUUUCCUGCACACACCCCUCCCGAACCCCCAAAGCAGCCCUGGGGCCGGGGGGGGGAGCUGCGGUGCCCGGACACCCCCAACCACACAGAGAAAAGAAUUGUUAAAAGUCCUGAAAACUAAACUAACUAAAUAACUACAAAUUAGAAUACAACCACCUCCCCGGGGAGCGCAGCCGGGGCUGUUUAUGCCGCUGCCUCCGCGGGCGCGGAUGCGAUAAGAUAAAGGCGAUGGGGAGGGAGGGGCUGCGCGGAGCGGCGCGGAGCCCGGGGGAGCGGACGGACGGACGGACGGGCAAACGGACAGACGGCAGCGCGGCCCCCCCGCCCCGCUCCGCCCCCGCGCAGCCUCCGCCCCUCCGGUCGCUCCGCUCCGCUUUACAUAACCCGCCCGGGCCGGGGUCCGCGCCCGCUCGGCGGAAAUGCCGAGCUGCCUCGCCCGGUUUCCUGCCUGAACCGAGCCGUGCUGUGCCUUACCGAGCCGUGCUUUACCGACCCGUGCCGAGCUCUUCUGUGCCUUACCGAGCCGUGCUGUAUCGACCCGUCCCGAGCUCUUCUGUGCUAUCCCGAGCCGUGCUCUACGGAGCGCAGCCGUCCCGAGCCGUGCUGUGCCUUACCGACCCGUGCCGAGCUCUUCUGUGCCUUACCGAGCCGUGCCGUACCGAGCCGUGCCGCACGGAGCCGUCCUCUGCCUGACCGACCCGCACCGAGCCGUGCCGUAGCGACCCGUGCCGCCCGGUCCUGAGCUCUUCCGUGCCUUACCGAGCCGUGCUGUGCCGUACCGAGGCGUGCCAAGCUCUUCCGUGCCGUACCGCGCCGUGCUGUGCCGUACCGAGGCGUGCCAAGCUCUUCCGUGCCGUACCGAGCCGUGCCAAG
Messenger RNA from Cuculus canorus (common cuckoo), 1931 nucleotides. RefSeq lists its product as uncharacterized. The record is from RefSeq and is a predicted model, not a curated record. NCBI's taxonomy places the organism in Eukaryota, Metazoa, Chordata, Aves, Cuculiformes, Cuculidae.